Messenger RNA from Vombatus ursinus (common wombat), 2040 nucleotides. It is a transcript of the gene FBXO43, whose product is annotated as F-box protein 43. Gene Ontology annotation, biological process: regulation of mitotic nuclear division; negative regulation of meiotic nuclear division. The transcript is spliced from 4 exons. NCBI's taxonomy places the organism in Eukaryota, Metazoa, Chordata, Mammalia, Diprotodontia, Vombatidae. Gene Ontology annotation, molecular function: zinc ion binding. The record is from RefSeq and is a predicted model, not a curated record. Gene Ontology annotation, cellular component: nucleus. The coding region runs from base 1 to 2040 and encodes 679 amino acids.
AUGUCAGACAGUCCAUCCAUCAAAGCUAGCGUCACUUUAAGAAACGGGGUGGAGUCUCCUAAUGUCAGUUUCAAGUCCUCCAGCUUCUGUGGCUUGUCAUCCACAUCUUCGUUUCAAGAUAGCGGCUACAGUGACUCUCUGAAGGCUUCCAGCUUUGACUAUAGUGAUGGGGAAAACAAAGGAAAAAAUAUAAAAGGCUUAUCAUCCACACAGGAAUACUCUGAAAAUUCUAGUCUGGGUUUCACUUGUUCUGUGAACUCUCCCACUGAAAAUAAGAAUUCUAGUUCUCUUUUUAGGAAAGAGGCGAAUGAAAUCACAGAGCUCUGUGAAACUCCAAAAGUAACUAGGAAGAAAACAUUUUUCCGUAGAAGGUUGAAUAUAACAAAUAUUAUUUCAAGAGAGGACACGGAACACUUUGAUAAGCAAAACUGUUCCUUAGGAAGCUGUGCAGAAACACCGCCUGUGAGCCAACUCCUCAGUUCUGAGGAAAGAGUUUCAAAAAGGGCUUUGGGGUCCCCAAGACAAACCAUUUUCAUUCCUGUAGCCACUAGUACUUUGAAAGCAGAUGAAGCCGCUUCCAAUGGUCAAAAAUUGAGACUUUCUUUUUCUCAGCAUAAAACAUCCACAAUUGAUGAUUCCAAAAGUGAUCAUAGCCUAUUUGAAGUUGAGUGUAUCUCUCCAAUUCAGGGAAAUAGCUGUACCGAUGCUCUCACCAAUGACUUUGGGGAUAGCAUUUUAAGUAUUAAUGGAGAGACUACAGGCCCUGAGCUGCUGGGAUCAUCUUCUUGUGAAGCGCUCUGUGAGACAAACGAGGACGUAUUUGUAACCCCAAUCAGUAACCUGGUAGCAAACAUUAAGUUUUGUGGUUGUAGCCCAGCUGAGGGGAUAGAUAAUAUUUCCACGCCUGAAGACAGUGGUUUUAAUUCACUGGGUCUGGAUAAGUCACAAGAUUCCUUUUCUGAUCAUGAGGGUUCUUUUCAAGAACUAUUUCAGAAAUCCCUGGGGACUGAGAGGACAUUGGGCACAAAGAGAAAGCCAAAAAAUGUAGGGAGAGUGAGAAGACUGUCCACACUUCGGGAGCGUAGUUCACAGUCUGAAACUGAAGAAGAUAAGCCUUUCGUGAAUUCUGGCUUUAAAGCAAAAAUAGCAGCAGCUUCUGGCAUUUCUCCAAGUGAACAGAUUGAUAAUAAUAGUGGAGAUUCGAUUUUAGGUCUUAAGGAUUUAUCAAAGACACCUGCUUUACAACUGGUCCAUGAGAUUAUCAUGAAAAGCAAAAGGAAAAGAUUUCAGCAAACUGGUGUACGAAGUCGUCUAAAGGAUGUUGAGGGGGGAGAAGUAUCCUUAUUGGAAUAUGUGAUUGCAGGGCUUAUUGGCAAGAAGAUGGGCCUGGAAAAACUGGACAUCUUAACUGAAUUAAAAUUUAGAAACUUAAAACAUAUUCUUACUAUGGUAUUAGAUGCUUUGACAGUGGAAAAUCUAUGCAGUGUUUGGAGAGUAAGCAAAAAUUGGCGUGAAAUUGUUGUGCAAGAUAAAAAAGCAAAUCAAAGGAGGAAAGAUUAUAUACAACAACUGAAGGCAGAUUCCAGGGGGAAUAUAUUAAGUGUCGAGGAUGCUGCAACAAGGCUCAAUCUUUUAAACCGAUCAGCUCUGAGAUCUGUGCAAGCUCAAGCUAGGACACCUGGUUCUCAAAAAGAAGAGGUUUCAACACCAUCUCCUUGGGGGCAAGUUUUAACGCCCAAAGAAUGCUGCUCUGUUACUCAGUUACCUAGCAAACAGGAAGAGUAUGUUAAGGUUGCCAAAACACUUUUUAUUGAUGAAGCAUUAAAACCUUGUCCAAGGUGCCAGUCCCCUGCUAAGUAUCAGCCAAUUAAGAAACGGGGACUGUGCAGUCGGGAAGCCUGUGGUUUUGACUUUUGUGUGUUAUGUCUGUGUACAUACCAUGGGGCAGAAGAAUGUAGUAGUAGAUCUGCAAAGCCACGAAAUAAAAGAGAUGCUCUUCCAGGAAGUGCUCAGAGCAAGCGCAACUUAAAAAGACUUUAA